Molecule: messenger RNA, 2247 nt
Organism: Exophiala aquamarina CBS 119918
Lineage: Eukaryota; Fungi; Ascomycota; Eurotiomycetes; Chaetothyriales; Herpotrichiellaceae
Exons: 2
Coding region: 1-2247 (748 amino acids)
Source: RefSeq, a predicted model, not a curated record
AUGGCCGCCUCUUCGGUCCAGGGAUUCUCCCUCUUCCCGACCACUGUUCCCAAGAUUCAAGUGCCAAAUCCUCACAAGAGAACACCGAGUCUCCACAGAGUCAGUGUAAUGCAAUCGCCACAAGCUAGCGUGUCACCAAGUGGCGAGUCAAUAGUCAUUAAAAUGGAGGAACAGCCCCCGAUGCCUCAAUUUCCUACCCACCUUCAGGAAGUUCGCCGAGAUUCGACCCCUUCGCCUGAAGAUAUUGGGCGGGCGGUGACCACUACGUCUCCCAUUGAUGGGAAGACACCUGCCCAACCGGUUAUACAAUCGUCUUCAGCAGCUUCAUCAGGAGCAGCAGUUACGUACACCCCUUCAAAUUAUCAUCCGUCAGCCUUUUCACCGCCGCUUUCCUCAUCUUUAGAGGUUGGAUCUGAAACGACUUUGGUGCAAAGCGUAUCAAAUGGUAAAUCCCCAGCAAAAGACCCAUCUCCAAUCGUGCCGAUUCGAUCCAUGUUCCCAACCUACGACCCGUCAGUCCCGCUCAAGCAACAGAACUAUGUCCCUCAGAGACCAAUACCUGCCUACUUGACUGGCAAUCUUUCGUUCGGACCUGUUGCCAGGGAAGAGUAUCGAAGUAGUCUUUCAACACCGUUUGUUACGCCUGGUCUGAGGAGUGGGCCUCCAAGUGUUGUCAACUUCCCGACCGAUGCUGUGAGCGUGAAUGGGAUAUCUAUGAUAUCUACCCAUCGCGAGUUGGAAAAGCUGUGGCAGGCCUCUCAUGGUACAGAGCCCGACAGCAGGCUCAGGACAUUUAAUCUGGAAAUGGCUCGAAUCGAUGAAGCUACAUUUGUCUUCGGUGCUCAUCCAUCAUUGCCAUUUUAUACCCUUCAGACAUACGAUACUAACGAGAUCGCCGUCUCGAAAACGUCACCUCGCAAAGCCUCCUCAACUCACGACAUUGUUCUAUGUCCCAUAGAGCCUGCAUCACGUCGGCUCCCGCCGAACGACGGUCUUGUGGCAUUUAUCUUUCCGAAGCUCGCUGCGAUGCUCGCGAUAAAUCAAUCCGCUGCCUUGGCAAAGGAGCAUAACCUAGCCCCAACUGACCGAGACGAUAUUGAGGCCCAAGCUGUCCGCAGGGCUGCGAGACAGGAAGCCUGCAAUCUACGAUUCAACACCCGGACAGGGAAUUACGAGCUGGAACAUCCUGCCAUUGGCCGUGGUUCGAUGGCAGAAGACUUCGCGUUGAAAUCUCCUGUUCCAGCCUCCCCAACCACCAUCCGAUCCAUGACGGGCAAGCCGGUCCUACUUAUCACCGUCAACACGGAUGGUCCUCUACCGUGUAUCUCUGUGACGGAUCCUAAUGCGUCAAGCCGCACUGGUGGAAUUAUAACCCCGCAGGCAUCAGCCGGUGCAGGAAUUCGUCGCUUGUCGACUAUUCCCCAAACAGAUACCUCGACGGAUAGCUCAGUACUCGCCUCACUCGACCUGACGACCGAAAUCCUCCACCUGGAUGCCAAUGCAAUACUAGAAUUAAUGCCUUCGCUAUUUAGUAUCGACUGCAUCGUCUCCGCCAUCCUUGCCAUAGCGAUCGGAGAUGCGAAAACCAACCUUACCCUAGGUGGUAUGGAGAUCUGGAAACCACGACCCGCACCACCCAGCAGAUUAGGCAAUACCGCAGGCCCUCCAUCCGUCUACCAUGCUGCUCUCGGCUCACGGUCAGGCUUAGGCAACCGGCCUGGCAGUGUGAGAAGCUACUCAGGAAGCGUAUUCUACGCCACAAUCGCCGAGCGUCAAGAAGCCGAGGAAGAAGCCAAGUUAAUGCGCCAGAACCACGAACGUGACGUUCGCGGCGCCGGAUGUUCCCAGGGCAGCAAAGGCAAGGCCCGAACGUGGUUCGGACGCUUCAAACAACCUCUCGACUCAGACGUUGAGGAAGGUGGGACAACAAGUCCAGAAGAUUUCGAAAAGUCUAUCACAGCUGAUACGUCGGAGUCGGCGCGUGACAACAAAGCGAAGAAGAAGAACAAAAACAAGAAGCCCAAAAAACCCAAGAAAGUCGUAGUGUCCGAGUUCGACCUGGAGAAGCUCGGCCACUAUCAGUCCGGUGAGCGCAAAGGCCAGGAGUUGCCGGCCGUGACGAGAUCGGCGCUCGGGGGGCUGGUCAUGGCUCUGAGGCUGUUCGUGUGGUUCCUCACAAAGCUCGUGCAUUUUAUUGCCUGGUUGUUGGUCAAUGUGUCAAGGGCCGUCACAAGUGAGAAGUUUUGA